AUGGACUUCGAGGGCUUCGUGCGCAUGGAUCGGCAGUGCCCAGAUGCAUAUCGAAUGGCAGAGCCGUUCACCGAAUCGCCGCCUCCAGUCAGGUCUUUGCUACAGUCAUAUCCUGAUUACUACUAUGCUGGUACAGCGGCAUACAUGGUGCAGGUGCGGAAAAUCCCAACGGUGCUGGAGCACUUGCGGUCACGCCCGAUUGGUGACAUUGACCGCAUGAUGCUACUUCCAGAAAACCUGGGAGAUGCCCGGAUGCCAUGCGUUUAUUGCCCGUACCAGAUCUGGCCGUACGUCGUGCAGCUGGGAUGGCGGCACUGGAUCUCUACUCUGCUGCCCCCAGCUGAGGUCAAGAGGCGCUUGGCAGCUGCCUCCUUUGUGCUGAUAACAGCUCUGGGCAUCGCCAUUCUGGGCGCUUUCCUGGUAGUGUGCUGCGUCUCUACCAUCCCGUUGAAGGCUUGA
This is a messenger RNA of Effrenium voratum, 459 nucleotides long. The record is from the annotation of a GenBank genome assembly. Lineage: Eukaryota; Dinophyceae; Suessiales; Symbiodiniaceae.